UUCUCUUUUGCACGGCCACGCCUAUGUUUAGAGUACAAGCCAAUAUGAGAUGGCUUUUAAAAACUUGAAUGACGAGGAAGUAAACGUGCAACAACCCGGUGAAUUGUCCUAUCGUCAACAUGGCAAGCAACGAUAAGGAGAUUUCCUAUGGUGAUCUCAAAGCUCUCUUGGCGAAGGGUUCAGGGCUUCUUGUGGAUGUCCGUGGUAAAGAUGAGGUAGACAGAGGACGUAUUCCAGGCUCUAUCCAUAUCCCAGUGGAACAUGUAGAAAAAGACAUGUCCCUGGAUGCAGCUGAAUUCCAGUCUAAGUUUGGUGUAGUUAAGCCAUCUCUGGACAGCUCUGAACUGGUUUUCCACUGUCAACUGGGAAGGCGUGGAGCUCUUGCUACAGAGAAAGCCAGAGGCCUGGGCUUCAAGAAUGCCCGUAAUUAUGUUGGGGGCUACAAGGAAUGGUCGGAAAAAGGAGGCAAUUAAGUGACAAUCC
Messenger RNA from Labeo rohita (rohu), 483 nucleotides. It is a transcript of the gene tstd1, whose product is annotated as thiosulfate sulfurtransferase like domain containing 1. The coding region runs from base 120 to 473 and encodes 117 amino acids. The record is from RefSeq and is a predicted model, not a curated record. The transcript is spliced from 4 exons. NCBI's taxonomy places the organism in Eukaryota, Metazoa, Chordata, Actinopteri, Cypriniformes, Cyprinidae. Gene Ontology annotation, cellular component: mitochondrion. Gene Ontology annotation, molecular function: thiosulfate-cyanide sulfurtransferase activity.